GGGAUUAGAAAGAGAGUUACCUUCCUCUGAGAGUGAGCUAAAUGCUAAGGAAAAGGAGUUACCUUCCUCUGAGAGUGAGCUAAAGGCUAAGGAAAAGGAGUUACCGACCUCUGAGAGUGAGCUAAAGGCUAAGGAAAAGGAGUUACCUUCCUCUGAGAGUGAGCUAAAGGCUAAGGAAAAGGAGUUACCGACCUCUGAGAGUGAGCUAAAGGCUAAGGAAAAGGAGUUACCGACCUCUGAGAGUGAGCUAAAGGCUAAGGAAAAGGAGUUACCUACCUCUGAGAGUGAGCUAAAAGCUAAGGAAAAGGAGUUACCGACCUCUGAGAGUGAGCUAAAGGCUAAGGAAAAGGAGUUACCGACCUCUGAGACAACGCCCCUAGCUACGUCCCUAGCAACGCCCCUAGCAACGCCCCUAGCAACGCCCCUAGCAACGCCCCUAGCAACGCCCUUAGCAAGACCCCCUAGCAACGCUUCUAGCAAUGCCCCUAGCAACGCCCCUAGCAACGCUCAUAGCAACACCCCUAGCAACACCCCUAGCAACGCCCCUAGCAACGCCCUUAGCAACGCCCCUAGCAGCGCCCCUAGCAGCGUCCCUAGCAACGCCCCUAGUAACGCCCCUAGCAACGCCCCUAGCAACGCCCCUAGCAACGCCCCUAGCAACGCCCCUAGCAACACCCCUAGCAACGCCCCUAGCAAUGCCCCUAGCAACACCCCUAGCAACGCCCCUAGCAACGCCCCUAGCAACUCUCUUAGCAACGCCCCUAGCAACGCCCCUAGCAACGCCCCUAGCAAUGCCCCUAGCAACACCCCUAGCAACGCUCCUAGCAACGCCCCUAGCAACGCUCCUAGCAACGCCCCUAGCAAUGCCCCUAGCAACUCCCUUAGCAACGCCCCUAGCAACGCCCCUAGCAACGCUCCUAGCAACGCCCCUAGCAACACUCCUAGCAACGCCCCUAGCAAGACUCCUAGCAACGCCCCUAGCAACGCCCCUAGCAAGACCCCUAGCAACGCCCCUAGCAACGCCCCUAGCAACACCCCUAACAACGCCCCUAACAACACCCCUAACAACGCCCCUAGCAACGCCCCUAGCAACGCCCCUAGCAACACCCCUAGCAACGCCCCUAACAACGCCCCUAACAACGCCCCUAGCAACGCCCCUAGCAACGCCCCUAGCAACACCCCUAACAACACCCCUAACAACGCCCCUAGCAACACCCCUAGCAACGCCCCUAGCAACACCCCUAACAACGCCCCUAGCAACGCCCCUAACAACGCCCCUAGCAACGCCCCUAACAACGCCCCUAGCAACGCCCCUAGCAACACCCCUAACAACGCCCUAACAACGCCCCUAGCAACGCCCCUAGCAACGCCCCUAGCAACGCCCCUAACAACGCCCCUAGCAACGCCCCUAGCAACGCUAUCCUAA
This is a messenger RNA of Procambarus clarkii (red swamp crayfish), 1426 nucleotides long. The record is from RefSeq and is a predicted model, not a curated record. NCBI's taxonomy places the organism in Eukaryota, Metazoa, Arthropoda, Malacostraca, Decapoda, Cambaridae.